This is a messenger RNA of Medicago truncatula (barrel medic), 1758 nucleotides long. RefSeq lists its product as uncharacterized. The record is from RefSeq and is a predicted model, not a curated record. The transcript is spliced from 3 exons. NCBI's taxonomy places the organism in Eukaryota, Viridiplantae, Streptophyta, Magnoliopsida, Fabales, Fabaceae. Bases 111 to 1520 code for a protein of 469 amino acids.
AAUACGCCAGCACUACCUAUAUUUUCAUUUCAACACUUCUUUAUCCCGUUGUGCAGCAUAAGCAUUUCAUACUCUACUCUCUUCUCCUUCUCAUUCCCAGCCAUAGCACCAUGGCCAAAGAGCCCGAAAGCGCGAAUCUAGAUCAACCACCACUCACAACCCGACCCGUCGGUGGCACCGAAUACGGCUGGUGCAAAGCCGUACCUGGCGGCACAGGCUCCACCGUCCUCAGCCUCCUUCUCUCAAAACCACCACAAAUCCCUCAUCUCCAAAACGCCCUCCACAAACUCCAAAAUUCCCACCCUAUCCUCCGUUCAAGGAUCCACUUCGACAACACCACCAACACUUUCCUCUUCAUAACUCCUCCAAAUCCCACCGUUCAAAUCCAAUCCUUCGACCUUCAACAAACCGAACAAAUCCUCAACGGUCACGAUCACGACGAUCUCGUCGAUCCUUUCCACAAGCUACUCGAACACGAGAUGAACCUUGACAGUGACACGCGGCGAUAUCGUAAUGACGUUGACGUUGAUGUUAUGUACGCUAGCACGUACGCGAUUGAUGAAAAACGGUUAGCGGUGUUUCUCCGGUUGCAUACGUCGGCGUGUGACCGUGCUGCGGCGGUUGCGUUGUUGAAUGAACUGUUGAGGCUCGUUGCUGCUGGUGGUGGUGAUGGUGGUGGAGUGAAGGAGGAUAAGGUGAAUUUGGCGAUUGAGGAUCUGAUUCCUGAAGGGAAGAAGAAUAAACCGUUUUGGGCGCGUGGAUUUGACGUGCUUGGUUAUUCGCUUAAUGCGUUUCGGUUUUCGAAUUUGAGUUUCGUGAAUGCUGAUUCGCCACGAAGGAGUAGGAUGGUGAGGUUGCAGCUCAAUGCUGAUGAAACCAAGAGGUUGCUUGAUGGAUGCAAAUCAAGAGGAAUUAAACUUUGUGCGGCACUUGCAGCAGCUGGAAUGAUUGCCGCAUGGGUCUCUAAGCACCUUCCUGAUUAUCAAUCAGAAAAAUAUGCGGUAGUAACACUCAUUGAUUGUCGCCCACUUCUUGAUCCAGUACUUUCCAGCAGCCAUUGUGGAUUUUACCAUUCUGCCAUUUUAAACACCCACGAUGUUUGUGGAGAAACUUUAUGGGAGUUGGCUAAGAGAAGCUACACAUCCUUUGAAAAUGCUUUGAGCUACAACAAGCAUUUCUCAGAUAUGGCUGACCUGAACUUCCUCAUGUGCAAGGCCAUUGAUAACCCUGGUUUGACACCAUCGUCAUCCCUUAGAACUGCACUGGUCUCUGUAUUUGAUGACCUUGUCAUUGAUGAUUCGAAUGAAAUGCAUGAAGAGCUUGGAUUGGAAGACUAUUUGGGUUGCGCUUCCGCACAUGGUGUUGGCCCAUCCUUAGCAAUGUUUGACGCCAUACGGAAUGGAAAGUUGGAUUGUGCCUGUAUAUAUCCUUCACCCCUUCAUUCAAGAGAGCAGAUUCAAGAACUAGUUGAUCAUAUGAAGAGAAUACUUGUGGAUGCUUGUAACAGUGAAAAUCAAUAAGUUGAUCAAUAAUUUAUUUACAAGCAUGUGGUGAAAAUUUCUUUGACCAAUUCAUAAGCUUUGUUGCCUCUUUCAUUUUCAGUUUGUGGUAAUACCUUCUCCAGAAAUGCAGAUUAUUUCUCUGCUCUGAGAUGGUCUCAAGAAAUGAGAGGGUUAUUGAUUUAUUUCAGUCAGAAACUUAGACAAUUAUGACUGAAUCAAGUUACUAUAAUAUGCUUUCACACACCUUGCAUACAUA